Messenger RNA from Pseudovirgaria hyperparasitica, 489 nucleotides. RefSeq lists its product as uncharacterized. Gene Ontology annotation, biological process: protein import into nucleus. NCBI's taxonomy places the organism in Eukaryota, Fungi, Ascomycota, Dothideomycetes, Acrospermales, Acrospermaceae. The record is from RefSeq and is a predicted model, not a curated record. The transcript is spliced from 2 exons. Gene Ontology annotation, cellular component: nuclear pore central transport channel. Bases 1 to 489 code for a protein of 162 amino acids.
AUGUCAGAAGAAGCAGUAGAGACACAAGCAGUCAAAGUUGCAACAGAAGCUGCGGAAGCUUUCACAGACGCCUUCUACACUGCACUCCAAGGCUCUCGGCAUACACUUGCGGACUACUAUAUUCCGCAUCAGACACUGCCCGAUGGCAAGAUAGUCCCCAAAAUCGCCUGGAACGGCAAUGUCCUCCACGACGGACCCGCGGUCCAGACCUUCUUCGAGAACGAAAUGCCCUUUACACACUACCAAGUGCAUUCGCUCAAUUGCCAUAUCCUCAAAGUUGCUCCCAUUCAGCCGCCACCUACGAACCCGCGAGACGUAGAGAGGAAUUUUUCCAUCAUCAUAACGGUCAACGGCGAUGUAAGACUAGAGGAGGCCACGAAAGGACCAUUGAGAGGGUUCGCAGAGAGCUUUGUCAUGGUACCGAACACGAAUCCGAAAGUUGGGCAUAGCUGGGUCAUACAGGCGCAGAACUUUAGAUAUGUUGUCUGA